Molecule: messenger RNA, 3099 nt
Organism: Zychaea mexicana
Lineage: Eukaryota; Fungi; Mucoromycota; Mucoromycetes; Mucorales; Lichtheimiaceae
Exons: 4
Coding region: 1-3099 (1032 amino acids)
Molecular function (GO): metal ion binding
Source: RefSeq, a predicted model, not a curated record
AUGCCUCCAGCAGAAGUGUUGGCCCAUAGCCCACAUCCGUCUCGCAGCAACAGCACCUUUCUUCGUCCUACGCAACAACAGCAACAACUACAACAACCGUCGUCAUCAUCAGCCCACCGAAAACGUAGCAUCACCAUGACUACCGCUUCCGCCGUCUCGCAACACAGCAAGCUUGCGGCGGCGCUGACUGCUCCUGAGGGUGGCGGCAACCGCUCCCGCCGCAACAGCACCGCAACCGUAAGCAGCACUACCACUACCACCAGCACUAGUACCAGCACCAGAAAACGCUUCUCGAACAUGAUGCUUCGCCGGCCGUCGCAAUCGACCAGUGCAAGCAGCACCAGCAGUGGCAGCUCCAGCGACAGGAAAUCGACGAGCAGCAACAUGUCGAGACGCCAAUCGCUGACCAGGGCAACCGCAUCGAGUCUCGCCAAGGUGGUACCAUCUUUUCACAAUAAGACCACCAACGCGGAAUCACCGAAAUCUUCUUCCCAGCACAAUGGUACUAUCAAUAAUAUUUUGGCGCGUCGGCGGAACAGCAUGAUGACACUGUCAAAUGCUACGCAGCCAGCCACGCCAAAACCAUCCGGGUCAACAGUAGCAAAAUCAACAUCCUAUUCAAAGCUAGGUACAAACAAUACCAGUGCCAAUGAUGCCAGUGCAAAGAACUCCAGUAACUGGUUUGGCUUACGACGUCCUUCCUCUCCAGCCAUCCCCAGCCCGUCAUCAUCUUCUGCUCAACCUUCACCUCGUCUACGCAGGAACUCAAUCAUCCCCCCAUCAUCAUCAACAUCAGCAAUAACACGAGCAAAAUCUCAUCAUCCCAAUCACAUGCCACGGCAGCAGCAGCAUCAGCACGACAAACACGACUCAAGGCUUGCUACAUUGGCGAAACAACAACAACAACAACAACAACAACAACAACAACGCACAAACACUGCACAUCAGGAGACCGAAGCACCAGAUAGAUCCAUUUCCAAUUCAUCUACGCUCAAGCCAAAAACCAAUGUCCCCGCACGCCCUGCGGGCACAACCGCAACAGUCAAAUCAGCAGUGCCAGUAGCACCAGCAGCAGCCACAGCAGCAACGGCGCCGCCAGCACCACCAGCUGACAAAGCUGCAACCGCAAUUGUCGGAGCGCCCUCCGUUGCAGCAUGUGCAGAGCAUUCUGCAGCACAACAAGAUUCCUAUUUUGAACAGCAUCAUCCAGCUGAAACACCCCGUACCAUUACCACUGCCUCGACCGUCAUCAAAGCGCCAAGUGAAACUUGUUCGAGAUUGAGCUCGCGUAUGCUAGAUAGUGACAUCUCCAUCGGCAGCAUCGAGUCGCGUCGCAGCAGUGUUUCGAGUCUACGAACCGUCCAAUCCGCAUGCCACCACAACAAUACCACUAAAACGACUCAGCACCCUGCUUGGCUGGCUUCAGCUGGGUUCAUGAGACGAACCAAAUGCACUGCGUGUAAUCCAAAUAGCCAUACCGACCAUCGCCGCUCAUUGUCUCGAUCCAGCUCCAUGUAUGAUGUUGCGCAGCCGCAAGCAUCCACUCUGCGAAGACUUAGUCGCACAUCUCUGACGGAAGACAAUGGAAGUGUUAAAACAACAAACAUCAACCGGCGCAUUGCAUCUGCAGACGGAUUAAUUGAUCCGCCAUUGACACCUAUUCCAAACACUACCGUCGCCUUCAUCAGACAACAACAGCAGCAACAGCAACUUUAUGGCAACAAUCGGUCCACUAUGCCAACAGCGGCCGCUACUUGUGCUGCUGCCAUGGCAGCCGCUGCUGCAGUGGUCAGUGCGGCAGCUGCAACCGCAGCUACUACCAAUCCAGACUCGACGAAUGAAAAGUGGAUGCGACUUAUUGGUAACUGCAUCACGCACUCCAACAAGCUCGAGCGUCUCGCGCACGACCUGAUCACCUCUGAACAGCACGUAACGCAUAUGUUGGAGACGCACGAGUCCAUGGAAGACGCUCAGAAGUCUCGAGACCAGCAGUACCAGGUCCAGGUCAAGGAGUGCGAGACCCUCGUGAGGGUACAGCGCGAAAUGCUGGUUGAAAUGGAGGGUCUCCUCAGCGAGCACGGAUUCAACAGAAAGGAAAUAGACACAACACCACAACAAAUACAGCAUGACUUGACCACGCCGCCUCCAUCGUCUCCUUCGACAUCCUCCUCAUCCUCGGUACCAUCAUCUUUAGCUGACCGAGACCCAAAACAGGAACAACAACAAACAACAACAAGCUCUUCAUCUUCUUCUUCUUCUUCUUCUUCCGAGGUUGAAGAUGAUGAGGAGGACUCACAACAAGAAGAACAUUCUCCUGCUCAGGAACAAUGUGUCGAAAGAUCCGAAAAUGAUCAAACACAGGAACCGGAGCCAUCCGAAGACGAGCUGCAACAACAAGCUCAUCAACAAGAACAAAAACAUCAUUCAAGGCAGCUGACCGAGUCCCCUGAGCCGUAUCAAAAAGAACCAGAGCAACAACAGCAGGAGCAGCAGCAAGAAGAAGAAGAAGAAAAAGAAGACGAGAUCGAUAAGCCCUGGAGUGAAAUUGUCGAAGACACCGUAUCCCAAAUCCGCUGGAACGUGAGUCAGUGGGUCGGUGGUGGUGUUGGCACCGGUCAAAUCGUAAAGUGCGAAGUGGGUCCCGACGGAUUGAUGAGCACCAUCAUUGUUGCUGGUACUGGUGUCACAACUGAGCCCCGGCUGCUUCCAAAGCAUCUCAUGCAAAAGCAGCAGCAGCAGCAGCAGCAGCAUCGUCCAGAUAUAUCCGUGUACUACCACCAAUACAUCCUUUAUAUUGAACGGGAAGAUCGGAAGCGCCACUUUACGCUGAUGCCCAGUGCUCAAUGGGUCCAAGAUGAUCAAGUAAAGUGCUGCCAGUUCUCCUAUACUGACGAUUCAUCAUCAUCAUCAUCACCAUCAACCCAUAUCCAAUGUAAGUCCGGGUUUGACUGGCUUGCACGGCGACACCACUGCCGAAGCAGCAACCGCCUCCCACUCUUUGAUGCACAGAACGCCAAGGCAGAAUGGUCUCGCGUCUGUGAUGGCUGUUUUUACGCCUUGGCUGGCUCGUCAUUGUUCCAUCCUUCUGAAGAUCGAUGA